AUGGGGAAAAAAAGGGCGAAAGAAAUUAAGAAUGCAUACAAAAAUCUUGUGGAUUUCGUUCACAGAUAUCUAUCUGUUUAUCUAACUCCACUUAAAUCUAUCUAUCUAUCUAUCUAUCUAUCUAUCUAUCUAUCUAUCUAUCUCAUUCUUUUCAUAUCUGUCUAUCUAUCUCAUUCUUUUUAUAUCUAUCUAUCUAUCUAUCUAUCUAUCUAUCUAUCUAUCUAUCAAUCUAUCUAUCUAUCUAUCUAUCUAUCUGAUUCUUUUCAUAUCUAUCUAUCUAUCUAUCUAUCUAUCUAUCUAUCUAUCUCAUUCUUUUUAUAUCUAUCUAUCUAUCUAUCUAUCUAUCUAUCUAUCUAUCUAUCUAUCUCAUUCUUUUUAUAUCUAUCUAUCUAUCUAUCUAUCUAUCUCAUUCUUUUCAUAAUAAUAUAUCUUCUAUUUUUAUUAUCAUCUGUUUACUCAUAUAAGCCUAUUCCUACUGUGGAACCGUCUUAUCUCCUCUCGGCCACAUUCACGGCCCGGACCUUGCCCAACCAUCUGCAUGUCACCACCCACAAUGAUUUUUGUUCAAUUUACGCAUGUGGUGUUUGGUGGCCAAAAGCUUUGACAUUUUAG
Messenger RNA from Acanthosepion pharaonis, 612 nucleotides. Lineage: Eukaryota; Metazoa; Mollusca; Cephalopoda; Sepiida; Sepiidae. The record is from the annotation of a GenBank genome assembly.